This is a messenger RNA of Physcomitrium patens, 5630 nucleotides long. Lineage: Eukaryota; Viridiplantae; Streptophyta; Bryopsida; Funariales; Funariaceae. The record is from RefSeq and is a predicted model, not a curated record.
GAAAGGGUCCACUUCUAUUUCGAGACCGUCGUGUAUUUUAAUAUAUUUAAGUUGCGGAGCUCCAAUUAAGCUUGCGGUAGGGUUUCAAUUAUUUUUUGUAUGUAUGGAUGGAUGGAUGCAGAGCCCUGUGGUUAUGGUGACUGAGCUUGUGGAGGUGAUGUGUUCAAUGGCGGGUCGCGGCGAUCUUUGUUGCCGACGACUGAUUUGAGAGAGUUUGCGGAGAUGACGAUUUGAGAUUUAGCAAAAGGAAAUUCUACUACUGGAGUGUGUGUGUGUGUUGGAUCAGUUUUCAAGGAUAUUUGCGGGGGGUGUUUCAGCUUCAGGGAGCUCAUUUGUCGGAGAAUCUACUGGCGGUUUUUUUGAAUAUUAGUGUAGUGAUAGGUUUCCUUGUUCGUUACUAAGACGAUCCGCUGCCGAAUCAGAGAUUUGAUGAAUUGCGAAAAAGAGCUGAAUGGUAGUGAAAUAGUUCUCGGAUAAGAAGAGAAUAAUCGUUGUGACGCACAUGGUGUCAAACCUUUAAAAGUAACGCUGAAUCCUGAUACGAGCGGAAUUAUUAUUCGUGAGAAAUGAAUUAAGAUGAGUUGAAGCUUAUGCUCUUACUGCCAAGAACACAAAAAUCGAUUAUUGGACAGGAAGAGAAAUGAACAGAGGAGGUAGCUCUUUGUCGACGAGUAAUCCAUGUCACGAAAUGAGACACUGAGGAAUGUAGUCGUCCUAGAGGUACGCUUGGGAAGGUAGGGUGACAUUUGGCUUGCCAGCGAGGAAAAGCAGGGGGGAAGAAAUGAAGCGCAUAUUAUGCCUUAAAAGUAGUAACGACUAGUUUUCAAAGUGGCGACGGACGUGGACGAGCAUUGGGCAAGUUCUCAGCCUACGAAAACAGCACAGACCAUCAAAUUAUCACACUUUAAGAUAUUGGACAGAAUUUUCGGAUGGUCGCACAGUGUUACAGUUGAGCAGUAGUUCGGAUGCUCCAAUGUGCUGUCAAGAAUAGCUUCUGAAGGAAGCUCUUCAAAAAUAAGUUAUUAUACUGUAACGGGUCUGUAGACGUAGCUCGUCUCUUGAAUGAAUUGCCCAAGUUCAGCAGAUGGCAUUGACGAGAGCGUCGAAGAGGUAACAAUAGACUCAUCGUUGCUUUAUCUGUUGGACCAUGCGAAGUUCUUUGUCUAAUGAACAAUCCGCGAUUGGAUUGUCCGGAGUAAGAACCGUUCGCGAGGGAAGUAGAGCUUAGAACAAGCCAAACGCAGGUGGAGCUGGGGAGUAGAGAUGUCAAUAGGGAGCGCUACUGAAGAAAGCUGCGCGAACAGGUGUGAGGUCAGUCUGUAACUUGAGUGAGUUUUCUGUUCACCUGGAAGCUCUUGUAACUCAAGUUCAUAGCUGUGUGUGCCGACUCCUCCUCCACGGCUUUGUGGGUUCACAACCAAGCGAUGAGCCAUGGUCUCAUCGUGUAAUAGAUUUAUGAAGAUAUGGAAACUGUUUAUUGUCUUUACCCUCAUCUUCUCGCAUCCAUCAACGUCAGAGGCGAAUUUGUGGAAUUGGUUGCCCUUGGGGCCAGCAGCAGUGCAUUCCGAGCCGCCUUUACAGGAUCGGCAGCGCUCUGGCUCUCGUCCUACGGACCUUGCGAAGUUCGACAUUGAGUCUGGAGUCUUUUUGAGCAGCUCCAGGGGCAAAGAUCUUGUAGAGAAGGCCCGUCACCAAACUGCGAAGCAUUCUUGUUGGCACAAUGCGUAUUCUGAUUUGCUCUCCUCUUGCCGAGAAAUUUUGAAAGAGGAAGAGAAGAAGGCUCGACUGGCGAUGAGGCUUACAAAUUGUUUUCUGAAGGUUUCGGAGAGAGAUGCAAUACACUGCCCUGACAGUGUUCCCAUUUCUAAGUGUACCAGUGGCCUGAGCGACCACAUUAAUUCGAUCUUCCUUGCCUUCUUCAUCGACGCAGCUUCUAUGUGCCACCAUCUUCAGAGCGAAGCUUUCAAGCAGGAAACGGAGCAUGUUAUCAAUGAGCUCAAAGGAUCUGCACAUUGGGUGGAGGAUCAGCUCAAGACAAUGGAAUCACAGACAAGCACCAUAGUUAAACAAAACGAAGAUGUGAUUGCUGAGCAAAAGCUGCUGCAGACCAAAAUGCAAGAGCACUCAAAUCAACUUGUACAAGAAUAUCAUCGCUUGCAUUCUGAAUUGCGAGAAAGGGUUAAGGACGGUUUCUCAGAUUUAAGCUUUGCAACAAAGGAGGUUCAUGCGCAGUUGCAAGGAGUUGGAUCAUUGCAGAAGGAGAUGUCUUUUCAUCAAAAAGAGAUCUUAGACCAGCAAAAGGACAUGUCCGACCACCAGCGCACUUUAGCAAACUCACUUUCGGUAGAGUUCGCUACGUUACAUGAAAAAACUCAUGAAAUAUCAGCUUCCAUGUCUGAAGAAUUCUUAAGUUUACAUCAGAAGACUCACGUGAUAUCAGACUCUUUAGGCAGUUUGCAAGAAAAAUCGCACGUCAUAGCCGAUUCUUUGGUCAGGGAGUUCUCUAGUCUACAUAAAGAAUCUCAAAAGAUAACUGAAUCUUUGACGGCUGAGUUCUCAAGUUUACAUGAGAGGUCUCACCAAUUAGCCGAAUCUUUGACGGCAGAGUUCUCCAGUCUGCAUGACGUUACACAUGAAAUCGACAACGGCGUUCAAAGGUCUUUGACUGGGCAGAAAGCAUUGCUCGAUGGUCAGGUACAAGCUGAAUUAGGACUUUACAAUCUGAAGGAGUUGCAAGAGAAUGCCUUGGAAGAGAGCCGUGCCGCAGUGCUGGCUCUCACUCGCGAGGCUAAGAUGCAUCAGCAGGAAUUUCUUGCAUGGCAGACUAAACUUCAGAUGAUGCAUGAACAGCUGACAAGUGGUUCAAAUGCAAUGCUUGAAGCCCAGGAAUCGUUUGUAUCAAAGCAAACAGCGGUUUUUGCAUCUCUUGAGCGGCUAUUCUCUUUGCAUAAUGCGAUUCUUUUGGAGUCCAGGGCUUUGAAGACCUUCUUAUUUUACUUUGCUACUUCCAUUUUUGUCUACAUGAGCACCAGCGCGAAGCAGACUUGCAGCGCACGUCCUCUCCUUUACUGCGGUCUUGUUCUCACGUUUGCUGUGGAGCUGUGGAUCCUUCGUUGCCAAAAAAUUGCUGCACGAGGACUGCAUCAAAUCUUGUCGUCGUUGAUUUAUCCUCGGUGGACAUAUGGGAUAACAACUGUCGCCCUUCUUAUGUAUAGUGUAUUCACCUACAGGGAUUAUUCAACAAUGAGUUACGAGAUAUUACUGGAUUUGCAAGAACGUCUUAAGGGACUUCCCUCCACUUCGCCGGCUGCAUACGAAGAGAUUUAUCAUCAAACCGCAACACCUGUCUCUAAAAUCUCGCGCUCCAAUGACUCAUACGAGAGGAUGCUUGCCAAGAAGAUUGUGCGUCGGGCUCGUGCUUGUCGAAGUAAUCUGAUUACAUGGUUGCGCACAUCCUGGAUCUCGAGUGCUGUGUGCAAACAGGAGCCUCUACCUACUUCACCUGACGGUGCUUUGGAUGCCCUGACACAAAGGUUAGACGAUGGCUGCGAAGACCCUGAUUACAAGCCACCGUUGGAUUUGGACACUAUACCGUUGGAUUUGGACACUAUACCAAUGGAUUCGGACACGCCACCGUUGGCAUCCCCUACCCACAGCUACAACCUUCGACCUCGAAGGAGAAGCCGAGUAGGCUCUGAAACUGUGUCCUCCUUGCGAUUCGAAUCGGCGGAUUCAUACACUAAAUCAACUCCAAAAUUAUAGAAGGUUUACAAUGCUGGUGUGCUAAAUAUCGCCUAGCACACAUGCCAAUUAGAUCGUUCAUUGUACAAUUAUGUUGCAAGUCAUGUAUAUGACAUCGUCUAUCAUCAUUACCCAAUAUAUGACGGGACAGAAAACAGGUGGUUAAUAUAAGCACCUCGAAUUUUGAGAUUGUUUACUCUUCUUACUAAGCAACUCCAAUAAUACGUUAUAGACGUCGGCGGAAUUAUCAUUUUGGCAGUUCCAGACGAUUCCGUCCUCAUCAAAUUUGAGAAGUGCUGCUAAUGUAAUGUGUAGCUUUUCGACCUUCUAAAGCUCAGGCAUUGUUGCAGAGAGAUCCUAGUGUCAUGGUAGCCUCAGCAGAUAAAUCAUUGCAUUCUUCGAAUGUAAUGGAAUCACUUAUCCCCAGCCCUUACUGGUUGGCUUUUGUCUAUAAUAUCUUAUGGUACAAAAUUGUAAUAGACUCAAUUUUCAUAUGGCAUUGGCCACAUAGAAUAAAGAUCGGGAGUCGUUCUCGAAUCACAUCUUGCAAUUACUUGUUCGUGACCCACCAUCAGCAGCUACUUCUCUGCGUUGUUGAAUGGAAUCUCCACUGUGUUACCGAAAUUGUCAAUGCGACCAACCCUAGCUAGCGCGAACUAUGCAGUCACUAAUCUGUUCAAUUUCCACAGUCUUGAAAUUUCCUGCACACUUGAAUGUUAUCUAAUUCGGAAAGGCUCUAAGAAAACCUCAUGAUACCCUUCACUCGUCUGUGCAGAUACUUGAACAGUCUGUGGGAAAGCACAUGUGAAUAAUUGUGCACUGAAGGAGAGGAGAACCAGGAGCUAUGAAUAGUUGAUGAGGGUCAAAAUCAUCAUCUGCAUUCGUCGGGUUUAGCAAAGCCAAGGACACCGAAGGGGCCAGAAGUCCAUGGAUGAAAGACCGUUUCUAUUCUCGUUUCAUUAGGGUUUAAGGAUUCUGGCGAGCAUUGUUCCGGGACUGGAGCCAUUUCCACGCCGAGAAUCUGUCUGUGGGGACAUAGUUGAUGCUACGACUGCUGUCUGUGGAGUCGUUUCUUUGAUUUGUACCCUUUCUUCGUUUGCCUAUUCAAAUUCAUUACUGCUCAAGCUUGUCUACAUAUUUUGGCAAUAUGGAGGAUCUUUCGACCGGCACCGAAUUAGGAUGUGAGGUGUCGGCAACCAUCAACCUAGGGGCAGAAGAGCACGAGGUAGUGACAUUGCAGUGCUCGAAGGAAAGUCUUCUUUCGGCGACAUUAGUCGACCUGAAGGAGAAAUGUAUGCAAAUUCUAGGAGCUCAUUUGCAGCGGCAUUCAGUGCCCUUAGAUGAACCUGACUUGGACGUACUUGACGAGACAUAUGUUGAAGAUGAAGACACAGAGGAGGAACCAUUGCCAGUUGAAGGUGCGGCCCCACCUAGGAAAAAAAAUAAAACCAACAAGAACUGAAGCGGGGUUCAUCUAAAUAAAAAGAUGAUACAUACGUGUUUUCACGUUGCUAGCUGAGGAUGGCAGCGUUGUGCCGUGUUCUCUACAAGAACAAUGGAAAACUCGAUAACGUGUUUCCCUGAAAUGGAAAUAGCUGCUUAACCUGCGGAGAUUGCGACUGACUUUGCGUGGUUCAGCUGGAGAACAUUGAUGCUGUUGGAAAUUCGAAGGAUUAGCACAGGGAACAUGUGAUCUUGGAUUCAGAAAAGUAUCGCUUCAGAAAUUUUGGUCUGUCUACUAGAGCUUUUUAGCUUUUGGUUAAGCUUUCCAGUGUAAGUACAUGUGUAGCAUAUCUCUGGUAGAUCCGCCAACUUAUUUAUGUUCUGUAUAUUGAGUCAUUGAUAUGACCUUUCUGAGCGUAUUUGAAAAUAUUUUUUUAUUGUUCCAA